GGUGAAUAUUGGUUGUAUCCUACAGUAACAAAUGGAAAGAGGGUGAAGAUUUAUUGUCAUGACAUGCAGAGAGGUCCGAAGGAGUAUGUCACUCUGAAGUAUGAAAACUCCUUUGUUCAACACGACGAUUCAAAUUGGUUAAGUAAAUACGAACGAUGCACAUCUACAUUUACGCCUCCACUAAAGAAAGCAGAUUUUUUGAAAGUGGCCAUUAACAUAGAGGAUAUGUCUGUGAAUGGAACAGAUUAUACGUUCGCAGUGCCUACAGGGGAUUUCAGUCUUUCUUUUGGACAAACAGCUGACUGUGCUGCAGAAAAGUCGAGGAAAAACUGUUUUCGAUUUUCCAGUGCAAAAAUCAAUACUCGAGGAACAGGGAUGAUUUUUGAUCCUACUAUUGUAUUCGGUAAAGUGGGAGGCUGGGCUACUGGUAUACUGGAUUUUCAGCGUUCAGCAGACGGAGCGGAAGUGUCCUUCCGGUGUGCAGGAUGGUGUGGAAAAUGUGGUCCAGUUGAAGAAAUGAAGUUUAUUUUGACAACAGAAGCGGUUCCCGUUUCCGAAGCACAGUCAGUGAUUUGUCCUGUGAAAUAAACUCCAUGGUCCCAGAAAUCACCCUCAUCAUAAAGAGAAUGACAUUCUCUUCUGAAAAAAAGAAUUUGGAACCUCUGACUUCAACAAUAAUUUAAAAUUGAUUUUCCUU
Molecule: messenger RNA, 697 nt
Organism: Saccostrea cuccullata (small rock oyster)
Lineage: Eukaryota; Metazoa; Mollusca; Bivalvia; Ostreida; Ostreidae
Product: A disintegrin and metalloproteinase with thrombospondin motifs 9-like
Exons: 4
Coding region: 64-588 (174 amino acids)
Molecular function (GO): zinc ion binding; metalloendopeptidase activity
Source: RefSeq, a predicted model, not a curated record